AUGUCUACUACCACAGGAAACUGUCUAUGCGGUGCCUGCGCCUAUUCAUACACCGGAGAUCCAGCCGUCAAGGCAAUCUGCCACUGCCAAACCUGCCGCAAGAUCUCCGGCGGGACAAACACAGUGAACUUCGGCAUCCCAGACUCAAACUUCACCGCGACAAAGGGCGAGCCCAAGACAUUCGAAGCUGUGCACGAGACCGGGAUGAAACUGACCGUCUUCUUCUGUCCCGAGUGCGGGAGUACUCUCUGGAAGGAAGCUAAUGGGGAUCUCUUCAAGGGCAUGAAGCUAGUUCAGGCGGGGACGGUGUCCGAUGCAGCGGCGCAGCUGGCGAAGGGGGUUGAUGUCGAGUUGUGGGUUACGGAGAGGGUCCCUUGGUUGCAGGCGAUUGAUGGUGUGGCCCAGAAAAGUCAGUUCUAA
Messenger RNA from Aspergillus puulaauensis, 420 nucleotides. Its product is annotated as GFA family protein. The coding region runs from base 1 to 420 and encodes 139 amino acids. Gene Ontology annotation, molecular function: carbon-sulfur lyase activity. The record is from RefSeq and is a predicted model, not a curated record. The transcript is spliced from 2 exons. Lineage: Eukaryota; Fungi; Ascomycota; Eurotiomycetes; Eurotiales; Aspergillaceae.